This is a messenger RNA of Rhododendron vialii, 2914 nucleotides long. Its product is annotated as crossover junction endonuclease MUS81. The transcript has 15 exons. Gene Ontology annotation, biological process: double-strand break repair via break-induced replication; mitotic intra-S DNA damage checkpoint signaling; resolution of meiotic recombination intermediates. Bases 214 to 2670 code for a protein of 818 amino acids. Lineage: Eukaryota; Viridiplantae; Streptophyta; Magnoliopsida; Ericales; Ericaceae. The record is from RefSeq and is a predicted model, not a curated record. Gene Ontology annotation, molecular function: DNA binding; crossover junction DNA endonuclease activity; 3'-flap endonuclease activity. Gene Ontology annotation, cellular component: Holliday junction resolvase complex; nucleus.
CAAGGGCUCCCUUUAGAAAUCUACUAACGUACGGGGGUGUACACCAUAAAACCCCCCUAGGGUUACAAAUUCAAAAAUACUCAAACCACCGAACUCCAUGGCGCGGUUUUCCCACUCCUAACGCUCCAGCUUCGUCUCGAAGCGAAAACCCUAAUUCAGCGUCAGAUCGAGACCAAUCAAUUUCUGAAGAAAAAUUCUCUAUCGAAAUUGCCAAUGGAUAAGCACUGGCGAGUGGUGUGUGGGGAGAACCAACAGCUGGUGGAGUUCAUGUGGAAGAAGAGGCAGGAGAUGGCGGAGAGACCCAGAGGCAUUUCGGAGAACAUCGAGAGGACUCUUCAGAAAGCGUGUGCCAACGUGUGCAGUUCAAAGACUCCCAUCAAAACCCUAAAAGAUUUCUCCCAAAUCAAGGGUGUGGGAAAAUGGAUAUUGAGGCUCAUGCAGGAGUUUUUUGGGACUGAAUCUGGUUCUUCUGAACAGGAGGAAUCAACUAACAAAGGGAAGAAAUCUAAAGGAACUAAACGCUAUGUUCCGCAAAAGAAUUCCGUGCCCUAUGCGCUGUUGAUCACUCUUUACAGGGGGACUGCAACUGGUAGUGAUUUUAUGCGUAAACCGGAGCUGAUUGAUGCUGCUGAAGCAAGUGGGCUUUCUCGGGUGCCAAUUAGGCCAGAACUAGGAAAAGGAAAACCUGGACAAUUUGGAAGCUCACCAAGGGAGUGGUAUAGUGGAUGGAGCAGCAUGAAGACGUUAGUCACAAAAGGAUUGGUUGCAAAGUCUAGUAACCCUGCAAAAUACAUGCUGACUGAAGAAGGUCGAGAAGCAGCACAAGAAUGUCUCUCGAGAUCUGGUCUGGUUGAUGCAACUGAGAGUUUGAUUGCAACCGAAAGACUUCCCAUUGUGGACCUAAGCACCAUUUCAGAUUUAGAAUGUGUCCGUCCUGAUGUCACUGGAGGAGUGACGAUGGGAUCAGUAAGUUCAAGUUCGCAGAACAAAUCAGUUGUCACUAAAGGAGUGAUGUUUGGAUCUGUUGGUUCAAGUUUGCAGAAGAAAUCACUUGAUGUUCCCAUUGUGGACCUAAGCACCAUUUCAGAUUUAGAAUGUGUUCGUGCUGAUGUCACUGGAGGAGUGAUGAUGGGAUCAGUAAGUUCAAGUUCGCAGAACAAAUCAGUAGUCACUAAAGGAUCUGUUGGUUCAAGUUUGCAGAAGAAAUCACUUGAUGUUCCCCCUGAAUCUCUUGAUAGGUUUUUGCGCAUGGGGUACACAAAGGAACAAACUCUUAGUGCUUUCGCUGAAGUGUCAGAAACAUCGCAGAACAAGGAGAUCGCUUCCCUUUGGCCGGAGGUUCUCUGUCAUCUUCGAGAAGAGCAAGUUUAUAAUUUGCCUUUGGAGUCUCAGAAGAGUCAAAAUGAGGAUUUUCUUGCAUUAUCAUAUACUUCCAAAUCCAGAGAUGGCCAUUUAGAUCUUGUAAUGACAGAGAAUACUCGGAUGGAAUUGGGUUGUAGUGGUGCAUUACGUAUUACGAAGUCUUCAUGUCUUACUGCGGAUAGCUCCUUUACUUUGGAAGCUUGCUCCUCAAAUGCUCAGAUGGAAUUGAAUUGUAGGGGUGCAUUACGUAUUGCAAAGUCUUCAUGUCUUAGUGCAGAUAGCUCCUUGGAACCUUGCUCCUCAACUGGAUACCCAGUGUAUAAGCGAGGCCUAGAUGGAUCAGAACCGAAUAUGAAUUUUUAUGAGGGAGGCCUAGAUGGAUCAGAACCAAAUAUGAAUGCUUAUAAGGGAGGCCUAGAUGGAUCAGAACCAAAUAUGAAUGCUUAUAAGGGAGACCUAGAUGGAGCAGAACCAAAUAUGAAUAUUUUUACAAUGCCGCCGCUAAGAUUCGGGGAGAGGUUUGAGGAAGCAUACGAAGUAAUUUUGGUAUUGGAUGAUCGGGAGCAUUUUGCUUCUCAUGGGUCUCGGGCUGGGAAAAUUAUUGAGAACAUUCGCUCUCAGUUCAAAAUUCGAAUUGAGGUUAGACGAUUGCCUGUGGGAGAUGGAAUCUGGAUAGCUAGGGACAAACAACUACGUGUUGAAUAUGUUCUCGAUUUUAUUGUUGAGAGGAAGAACGUUGUUGAUUUACACUGCUCAAUCAGGGACAAUCGCUAUAGGGAUCAAAAACUACGACUUAUGAGAUGUGGACUCAAGAAGCUUAUAUAUAUGGUGGAGGGUGACCCAAAUUCAUCUGAAGCUGCAGAAAGCAUCAAAACAGCUUGUUUCACAACAGAGAUUUUGGAAGGAUUUGAUGUGCAGAGAACAAGUGGCUUGGGUGAUACACUGAGAAGAUACGGUUAUCUUACCCAGGCGAUUACUCAACACUGCAAAUUACUGUCUGCUAAAGGCCAACGGAAUAGCUUGGGGGUCUGUCCCACAUUUGGAGACUUCAUUAGAAGGUCCCAAAACUUGGAUAAGAUGACAGUCAGUGAUGUAUUUGCCAUCCAACUUAUGCAGGUUCCACAGGUAACAGAGGAGCUUGCCAUUGCUGUUCUUGAUUUGUACCCUACUCUGAUCUCUCUUGCUCGUGCAUACUCUCUUCUUGAAGGUGACCUUUGUGCACAAGAAGAAAUGCUGAAGAAGCAGAGUAACAACAUUAUUAGUGGUGCUGCCAGCAAAAAUAUCUUCAAACUAGUCUGGGGGAGCUGACUCUAAAUAUUCAUCUUCCGUAAGACCGAGUUUUUUCUGUUUCGGUGAAGAAGAUUAUGAGGAGAAUGCAAACGAAACAGCAGGUGACUGCAAGCAGCUUGUAUAGGAAUGAAUUGUAGUAGAGCAUGCCAUGCCAAGGCAAAAUGCCUAAAAUCAGGUAAAUAGCAGACGUAAUUGUACCUUUUUCGAACCUGGUCUUUACUAUGAAACAGCGCUAUCAAGUUGCAUCUGCGUAUUAACAACC